This is a messenger RNA of Ceraceosorus guamensis, 2599 nucleotides long. Its product is annotated as MTHFR-domain-containing protein. NCBI's taxonomy places the organism in Eukaryota, Fungi, Basidiomycota, Exobasidiomycetes, Ceraceosorales, Ceraceosoraceae. Gene Ontology annotation, cellular component: cytosol. The coding region runs from base 273 to 2525 and encodes 750 amino acids. The transcript is spliced from 8 exons. The record is from RefSeq and is a predicted model, not a curated record. Gene Ontology annotation, molecular function: FAD binding; methylenetetrahydrofolate reductase [NAD(P)H] activity. Gene Ontology annotation, biological process: tetrahydrofolate interconversion.
CGCUUGCUGAAUGCGCAUCGAAUACCGUAAACGGCAGAAGCAGAAGGACGUGUGAAAAGGUGGACCAAGAAGACACACCGCAGGGUUGACUCCCAACUCUGGAGUGUUGACAAUACUACGCUUUCAUGACCUCCCUUGCCGCCGACACAUCAGAUCGAAUCACGUUCGCAAGCUCAUCGCUCACCCACUCACCCCCGUUCAGGCUUGCUUGGUCUUGGCGCGCAUCGCACGCAUCGUGAUCGCCUACACCUCUGAGAGAAACCACUUUGAAAAUGUCGGCGGGUACGAGCAGCGCUACGGGGUCCCAAACCAUCCCAGCGCACGUUGGGAGCAGCAAUGGGGCACUUCACAGCGACAGUGGCACGUCCUCCGCUACCAAAUCAAUUCCUUCCCCGCAUCCUUCUCACAUUCCAAGCAUUCUAUCACAUCACUCCUCUACUCGACCCGCCAUCUCGCUCGAAUUCUUCCCGCCCAAGACAUCUUCAGGUCUACAGAACUUGUAUGCUCGGAUAUUGAGAAUGAAAACUCAAUGCGGACCUUCUUGGAUGCAAGUGACUUGGGGAGCAGGCGGAAGCACGCAAAAUAUCAGCAUGGUGCUUGCUGGCAGAGUACACAAGGGACUGCUCAGACCCGCUGAUUUGGACUGGACAAGGUGGGAAAGUCCGUCUUCGGAAGCAGAAAGCAGGAAUAGGACGCUAGAAGAAAGGGAGAUUCAAGCUAUCAUUGAAGCUCCUGCCAACGAUGAAUUGGCAACAGAAUGCUGUCUGCAUCUUACGUGCACCAACGUCAGCAGAGAAGCGCUGGAUGUCACCUUAAAGCAAGCGAGAGCGAUCGGUAUCCGGAACCUGCUAGCUUUAAGAGGAGAUCCUCCACGAGGCUCAGAGUACUGGACUCCUUCCGACAAUCGAUUUCAACAUGCCGAAGACCUAGUCCGGUACAUACGAUCUGGGCAUGGAGACUGGUUCUCGAUUGGGGUGGCGGGCUACCCCGAGGGUCACACAGACUCUUUGACGCCUUCGGGAGAGGCCGAAAUUCCAGUUUUGCUUUCCAAGCAGCGAGCUGGCGCAUCGUUUAUAGUGACGCAACUGUUUUACGAUGUUUUUCUCUACCACUCCUGGCUCGCCAAGGCUCGUGCUGCUGGCAUCACUAUUCCGAUCAUCCCGGGUGUCAUGCCAAUCCAGAAUUACACCUCCUUCAGGCGCAUCACCGGUCUGUGCAAGAUCCAAGUGCCGCAGGAACUAAGAAGGAGACUGGAGGAUCCUACACCUGAAGAGAUUGCGAGUGCUCAAAGCAGUGGUGCAGCAGCAUUUCAAGGAAAGGAGCAGAGGGAUAAGAUUAAUGUCAGGAACGACGACGCCAGAGUCAAAGAGGUUGGAAUAGAAUGGAGCAGGGAAAUGUGCCGGCAGAUGUGGAGGGAGAGCGUCAAGUCAAGAGAGGAGAGAGGUGCAGUGGAGGAAACCUUGAAUCCAAAUCAUACGGCUUUCCACAUGUGUACGCUCAAUCUAGAAAAGAGCGUCACAAGAAUCUUGCACGACCUUAGCUGGGCUGGACCUUCGCAAACGACCAACAAAGCAUCUACCCAGGAAGCGGCCUUCGCAGAGGACACGUCGGGCACGAAUGGGACCAACGCAGCCGAUUCUGGUUCCGCGACUAGCGUGCCAAAACUUCAUGCCACCCUCAAUGAUUCCCUCAGUGUCUCUGCUCCUGCAGCCUUGUGGGACGAAUUCACUAAUGGGCGCUAUGGCGAUAGCAGAAGUCCGGCUUUUGGGGAAAUAGAUGGCUAUGGCGUCAGCUUGAAGGUGCCGCCUGCCGAUGCGCUGAGGGUGUGGCGUACACCGGUGACGGAAGGCGAUAUUUCAGCGCUGUUCGUGGCCUACCUCUCGGGAGAGAUUCAAGCUAUUCCUUGGUGUGACAUCCCAAUCUUGAACGAGACGCAAGCGAUCCGAGAAGAGCUCUUGGGUCUCAACAGAGCUCCAUCAGCUUCUUUAGGAGAGGGUGAUCAUUCAACUAUUGGAAAGGGAUGGUGGACUGUAGGCUCCCAACCCGCUAUUGAUGGUGUCGACUCGUUGGAGCCUACAUUCGGCUUUGGACCUAAAGGAGGCUACAUCUUUCAAAAGGCAUUCGUAGAAUUUUUUGUAGACGAGGAGCACAUGCUGGCGUUGUGUCGACGAGUGGAGGAGGAGUCUGAUGGGCUCGUUGGCUUGCUAGCGGGCAAUAAAAAGGGCAAUUUCAAGACGACACUCGAGGCCAACGCUGUGAAUGCCGUCACGUGGGGCGUUUUCCCGGGUCAAGAAAUUGCGCAGAGUACGAUUAUCGAGGAAGAGUCGUUCAAAGCCUGGCGUGACGAAGCCUUCGAGAUAUGGGCAGAGUGGGAAUUGCUGUUUCCGCAAGGCUCGCCAACACAGCGAUUGCUGAAAUCCAUCGGCGACAACAAGUGGCUCGUCACCGUCAUUCAUCACGAUUUCAAGGAUCCUGGAGCACUCUGGAAAUUCUUGGGGUGCGGGAGGAGCGAGCAUUUAGAGUAGAAGAGUGUAUGGAAAUUCGAUAUUUGACAAGAAGACGGAGAGAACAGAGAAUUUUGGCGAAGAGAUGAUCACGA